UGAUUAGCUAACGUUAGCUGGCUAAUAGCUGCCGUCGUUAGCGGGGAACUCAACUGUCUGCUCUUGAUUUAAGCCUCACACUGCAGUCAUGUCACUGUGGGGGAAACGUGCUUUGUUCCACGCGUCGUUUGGAACUCGGUGAUGAUUUGUCAGGUUUAUUUUUGCUGCAAAGAUCUGCCUUUCGGCUGCUAGUGUCCGCUGUUUGAGCUGCUCUGAGAGUAAAUCGGUCCUGAACUCAGCUGGCCAGCCUUCCAACUUUUGACCAUGAAAGCGACCGAGCUAAAGGCUGGGUGUCCCCUGCUGAAGCACACCGCAGACAUGUUCUCAAGACAAGUGCCCUCAAAUAAUUUUUAGCCACAAGGUCGUUAGCUUCAAAGACGAACGAGUUAAUAUGUUAUUUUCUUAGCAGGGCAGUGAUGGCGGCGUCAGACUGCUACAUCGUGCACGAGAUCUACAACGGCGAGAACGCCCAGGACCAGUUCGAGUAUGAGCUGGAGCAGGCGCUGGAGGCCCAGUACAAGUACAUCGUCAUCGAGCCCACGCGGAUCGGGGACGAGACGGCCCGCUGGAUCACGGUGGGGAACUGCCUGCACAAGACGGCCGUGUUGUCAGGCGCCGCGUGRCUCCUGACACCGCUGUCGCUGCCCGCCGAGUACUCGCGCUACAUGGCGCUGCCCGCCGGCGCCUUCAGCGUGGCCUGCGCCGCGCUCUACGGGAUUUCGUGGCAGUUUGAUCCCUGCUGCAAGUACCAAGUGGAAUACGACAGCCAGAAACUGUCACGGCUGCCCCUGCACACACUGACCUCCUCGACGCCCGUGGUUUUGGUACGCAGGGACGACGUCCACAGAAAGAGACUCCAUAACAUGAUAGCACUGGCUGCCCUGGUGUAUUGCGCCAAAAAGAUCUACGAACUCUAUGUAUGAGUGCACUCUGAAAAAAAAAUGUAAAAACCAUCAGAAAAAACAAAAAAAKCAGAACAUACCCACCCCGGAUGUAAGAAAAAUGGAAGUCACUAUCAGGCCCAGUGGUUAGCUCCACUUGAGGUGGCUGCUUCCACUUUGAACUUUGAUCAGAGGGAUAUAGUUAAAACUAGAAGGGACCCCCACCCCCCAUACAUUUCCUUUACUUCUAUGUGACAACAACAGCACACCUAUCGCCGUAGUACUUUUGCGCCAGCUCCCCUGCCCUCCUUAUCUUCUUCACACAGCAAAGCUAGUGCAAAAAGGACGACGGCAGCAGUUCCUUCUGGACUCAAAUGUUUUGAAGUAGACAUGUUUCGUGUAUCUUGCGCUCUCCUCUUUCCCCCAUAGUUUAACUGUACCCCUUUUUUGCUGAUCAGUACACGUUUCAUUAAAUAUUAGGAUAUUUCAAACGUACUUUUCUGUAUUUUUUACUUUUGUUUUUCGUCAUGUCCGGAGAGGAGUGACUAGAUCCAAGUUAAAUCAGGUUGUCUUGUUCAAGUAGGCUGUCUGGCAUUAAUGAAUCCAAUUAAGUUCAUGGACGACACAGCUCCCGUGGUUUCCUCUCAUCUUGUAUAUUACAUUAACAUCAAGACAAAGCCAAUGUAGAGACUUUAAUGCUGCAGAUAAUACGCAUCAAAUAUCUAUAUCGUUUGUUUCUGCCAUGGUGUUCCUCUCUGGAGGUAGCGGUGCUCCUAACAGGACGAGGAAAACUGUAAAAAUGAAGUUGUAGUAUAACAGGAGACUUACGACAACUGGAUAAUAAACUGUAAUCCAGAUAUAUAAACUGCUUCACUGUUCUGUAGACACCAAUGAAAAACUGAUCUAAUUGUCCGUUGCGGGCAGAUUGAGGAUUGGUGGCGUUCAUGUCGAACAGUUUCAGAUUAGACGUCUGUGAUCACAUGAACGUUUUGCUUCUGAAACUUUUUUUUUUGACAAAGAAACAUUCUUUUCCCUGAGUACAAAAGGCUUACAGAACAGCUGUAAAUGUUCAACUCUUAACACUGUUAACUUUAAAUUUACAAUCUYGUGCUUUUAUCUUCCUCCUGUGGUGCUUAGGUGGAACACAGUUUUCUAAUAAUAAAUGUACAGUGUGUAUAUAAAAGGACCUGAGAAGAGUUGAUUCUCAAACUUAGCUUUUCUAUUUUCCACACAACCACCAACUGUGAGCUCAGCUUUGAGUGUUGGCUGGUGGAUGGGCACAACCACAGGCAUGCAGCGUUUUGCAGAGCUUGCAUUUCCUCACUUGAAAAUUUAAAUAAAAUCUUUCAAAUGUUCAA
This is a messenger RNA of Austrofundulus limnaeus, 2239 nucleotides long. RefSeq names its product transmembrane protein 11 (gene tmem11). NCBI's taxonomy places the organism in Eukaryota, Metazoa, Chordata, Actinopteri, Cyprinodontiformes, Rivulidae. Gene Ontology annotation, biological process: inner mitochondrial membrane organization. Bases 417 to 923 code for a protein of 168 amino acids. Gene Ontology annotation, cellular component: mitochondrial inner membrane. The record is from RefSeq and is a predicted model, not a curated record. The transcript has 2 exons.